AUGAUUAACCCCAACGUCUGCUGGACAUGCAAGGUCCGACGGAAGAAGUGCGACGAGCGCAACGAGAAAGUCUGCGAGAAUUGCGAGUUCCUGCAGAUUACUUGCCAUCGCGGAACCAAGCCGGAGUGGAUGGAUGGCGGGAAACGACAGGAGGAGAUGGCAAUCUCUUUCAAGCGGGAGGUUCGAGCUCAUUCGCACAGUCGUCUUGCUGGUAGAGGGCAGCGGAGAGGUAUUGCUGCAAAUCCAAGUGGAAGUGGUCUUGGGAAACCUGUUCCAUCGAAGCAAUAUGGACUCCCCGAGAUCGCUGGAAAAGAACCACGCUGUCCUUUCUCCUCCUCGACCGCAUACGACGGUAGCGACUACGAUGAAGCCCGACCGCCACAUUCAGAAACAGUCCUGCUAUCAUUCUACCUCGACAAUGUCCUCCCCUUCCUGCUGCCCUUCUACCACCCAGACCCACAACGAGAAGGAGGAAGAGCCUGGAUCCUGGAACUCGCUUCUUCGAGCCAUGUGAUCCGCGGCGUCAUCCUCUCCCAAAGCUCCUACUUCUUCGCCCUCAGCCAAGGCACCUUCAAGACCGGAUGGAACGAUACCGUGGCACAGUCUGCCAACACAUUCCGUAUGCUGCACUAUGCUACCGAAGUCAUGAUUCGCACGAGCGUGCAGGCUCAGUUGCGUGGUGCUGUGCGAGUAUUUACUGGCAUCAUGCAGAUGCAGCGGUUUGAGGUGUGUGUGGGUAGUUUUGAGAAUUGUCGGGCUCAUCUCGAUGUUGCGCUGGAGUUGUGCUGUGAUAUCUUGGCUUGUGCUAAAGAUCAGUUGGAACAUCCUGCAACAAGGCCCGUGGUCGUCGAUGCCGAUAUGCAAUCAUGUACUGGUCGACUUCCCGAUGCAGAGCGUACAGCACUGAGGAUGUCGACUGCUCUGAUCUUGUUCGACGAUGUCAUUGCAAGCAUCGUUGUCCAAGGACAUCCAAGGCUCUCCGCCUACCACGAGCACCUGCUGGGAAAGGUUGGACAGGCGGACAGCGGCGUACUCAGGCUCGACGAGGUUACAGGUUGCCCAAAAAGUGUUCUUAUUGAGAUGGGGAAGAUCGCCAACGUGAACGCUCUAGAUUGUUACGACCAGCAUAGCAAUUCGGUGGAUUCUGAGCAGCUGGCUGAGCGCACUACAGCGAUUAGAGACUCCCUUCAGAGGCAACUCCAGUUGUUGGAAGCACGUCACUUACGGAAAAGCCCUGCUAAAGCGUUCGCAAUUUUCGAUGACCCCAAACAGGACGCCCAACGACAUCUUGUUGCACGGAUAUGGAUUCACGCUGCCCUCUUACAACUCUCCCUGUUCACAUCAGGAGAGGAUCCAAACAACUCAGACACGAGAUCACAUCUUGGCCGCUGUGCAUAG
Molecule: messenger RNA, 1398 nt
Organism: Zasmidium cellare ATCC 36951
Lineage: Eukaryota; Fungi; Ascomycota; Dothideomycetes; Mycosphaerellales; Mycosphaerellaceae
Exons: 2
Coding region: 1-1398 (465 amino acids)
Biological process (GO): regulation of DNA-templated transcription
Molecular function (GO): zinc ion binding; DNA-binding transcription factor activity, RNA polymerase II-specific
Source: RefSeq, a predicted model, not a curated record